Messenger RNA from Danio rerio (zebrafish), 4816 nucleotides. Lineage: Eukaryota; Metazoa; Chordata; Actinopteri; Cypriniformes; Danionidae. The record is from RefSeq and is a predicted model, not a curated record.
GUACAACAUCAGAACUGUCACGGGAUUUGUCUCGGUGUAAUGUCAGCUCAUAUCAGAAAAUCAAUGCCUGAUCUGCUUUGUUAAAUUCUACACAGUGGAGAGCCAGAUUACAUAAUGAUGUUCACUGCUUUUAAGGGUUUUGUUUGGUCUUUGUUGGCUGUCAUCACUUUAAACUUAAGUUUAGUAUCCAGCACUGCAGCUGAUUCAGGAACAGUAGUGAGUGCAGUGUUAGAUUGUAAGCUUUAUAAUGACCUGUACAUCUGCACUGGCGCUCAGCACCGCAUGCACUGCAACACUACAGAACAUCAUUUCUCCUACCACAGAAACCAACACCAGUACCAGUGCUUGAGUAAUGACUGUGUCUGUGUUGGUAAUAACGACACCUGUGUGUGUUAUUCUAAUACAUCAUCCUGCUUCUGUGAGACGUUCGACAAUACCACUCUCACUACAGCAGUCAGUCCAGUCUCUGAGUGUGUGCACUAUAAUGACCUGUACGUCUGCACUGGUGCUCACUAUCACAUGUACUGCAACACAAGUGUACAUGAUUUCCAUUAUGAUAGAUCCCAUUACCACUGUUUGAAUAACUACUGUGACUGUUUUGGUAAUACAGACACCUGUACAUGCUAUAACAGCACUCGGUCCUCCUGCUUUUGUGAAAUGAAUAAUGUUAGUAUCUCCGUCCCUGCAGCACUCAGUCCUGUUUAUGAGUGUGUGCUUUAUAAUGACACAUACAUCUGCAAUGGUGCUCAGUACCGCAUGUUCUGCAAUACAAGACUGCAUAAUUUCUAUUACCAGAAAGGUCAAUCACAGUGCAUGGGUCAUGAUUGUUACUGUUUUGCUGAUAAGCACACCUGUACAUGCUAUGAGAGCAGUUUGUCCUCCUGCUUCUGUGCAAAUCGCAACACCACAAUCCCUACAAAAGUCAAUGCACUGUCUGGCACUCAAUGCAGGCUUUAUAAUGAUAAACUCUUCUGCACCGGUGCUCAGUACCGCAUGCACUGCAACACAACAACACAUGAUAUCACCUAUCAGAGAUAUCAGAACCAGGACCAAUACCAGUGCAAUAGUAAUGACUGUAACUGCAUUGUUAAUAAGAACACCUGUACAUGCUACAGCAGCACUUGGUCCUCCUGUUUCUGUGAGACGUAUGGAAAAAGCAUCGCUCUCACUACUGAAAUCAGUCCAGUCUAUAACUGUAUGCUUUAUAAAGACACCUACAUGUGCACUGGUGCUCACUAUCACAUGUACUGCAACACAAGUGUCCAUGAUUUCCAUUAUAGUAGAUACCAUCACCACUGUUUGAAUAACAACUGUAACUGUUUUGGCGAUAUGAACACCUGUACAUGCUAUAGUGGCACUCAGUCCUGCUUUUGUGAGAUGAAUAAUGUUAACAUCUCUAUCCUGGCAGGAGUCAGUCCAGUGUAUGACUGUGUGCUUUAUAAUGACACCUACGUCUGCAGUGGUGCUCAGUACCGCAUGUUCUGCAACACAAGCAUACAUGGUUUCUUUUACCAGAGAUAUCAUCAAGACCAAUUGCAGUACUGCAGCGGUAACAACUGUUUCUGUACUAGUAAUAAGGACACCUGUACAUGCUUUAGUAGCACUUGGUCCUCAUGCUUCUGUGAGACAUAUGGAAAUAUUGCUGCUCUCACUACUGCAGUCUGCCCAGUCUAUGACUGUGUGCUUUAUAAAGACCUUUACAUCUGCACUGGUGCUCACUAUCACAUGUACUGCAACACAAGUGUCCAUAACUUCCAUUAUUUUAGAGACCAUUACCACUGUUUGAAUAACAACUGUAACUGUAUUGGUAAUAAGGACAACUGUACAUGCUCCUCUAGCGUGUCAUCCUCCUGCUACUGUACAGAUCACAGCAAAAACAUCUCCAUCCCUGCUGGAGUCAGUCCAGUCUCUGACUGUAAGCUUUAUAACGACACAUACGUCUGCACUGGCGCUCAGUACCGCAUGUUCUGCAACACAAGCGCAUAUGAUUUCAAGAAGUAUAUCAAUCAAAACCUAAACGAACACACGUGUACAGGUGAUAACUGUUAUUGCACUGGUAAUGGUGACACCUGUACAUGCUAUAGAAGCACUCUGUCCUCCUGCUUCUGUGAGACGUACAACAGUGGCACUGCUUUAAAUAGUGCGCUCAGCCCAGUCUCUGACUGUAUGCUUUAUAACAACUCUCUGACCUGCACUACCACAGAUCAAUGCAGGUGUCAGACCUCUGGAGGAUGUCAUAAAAAUCUACUUGAGCAGAUUGAUGACAAUACAGAGCUCCCACUCACUACGGUGACCGACAUUUUGACUGCGGUGUUCAACGCUACAGAGAAGGUUUUAGAUUCGCCAUCAUCAGCCGACCCAACUGAACUGGCCUCAUAUGGAAACACUGUGUUAAAAACCAGCGAGAAACUCAUUUCUACCCUGGUGAAGCCGACAGACAAAAGUGCCAGUGUCAGUUUUACUCUUAAUGCAGUAGAUGUACAAAUCUUCAUGGUUGGGCCAUCGGUCACAUUAGAUGAAACACCUCGACUGAACACAACAGAUUCUUCUAUGGAUAUCGAUCUCAUUGGCAUCGCUAACAACAACAAUGGAUCAGCUGCAGUGGCUUUUAUGAGCUACACCACAAUGGAGAAUCUCCUGAAGCCUGACUUCUUCAACCCACAAAAUAACAUGAUGAAAACCAUGAUGUCCACUGUGAUCUCAGCUACUCUUCCCAAAACCACCGACACUGCACUCACCAAACCAGUCAAUCUCACGUUCAGACACAUAAGAGAGUUUGACCCCAGAGGUUCUCUGUCCUGUGUGUACUGGAAUAUCAGCGAGUGGAUUGUAGAUGGUUGUUCUGUGGUAAACACCAACGGCAUCCAAACUGUGUGUUCCUGUGUUCAUCUGUCCACAUUUGCUCUCGUGCAAACCAGGAGGCCUUCACCAGAAAUCAACUCAAUGGUUGUGACAUUUGUGAUCAUUGGAGUGCUGUCCUCCAUUUUGAUCUUAACAAUCUUCGGUCUGUGUUGUUGCCGUCCUCUGCGAGAUCGCAUAUGUGGUCACUCUAUCUGUAUCAGGAUGAUUCCUAAAGGCUACAGCAGAGAAGAGUUGAGCAGCACUACACAAAGUGCUUCAGAUGUCUUUACUCUCAACUCCAACCCAACAGAGGCAUCUACUACAAUAAAAUAAUAAACCCAUGAAGCAAAAUGACAACUGAAUAAAGCGGGUUAAAAUUAUAUUCCUUAAAAAAAUUAUGUCUGCUGGUAAUAAAAUAAAUAUUAUUCAAUAAUAUUCAUUCUGUAAAUUAUAUUAUAUAGAAGAGUAUUAAACAGGUUUCUCAAUAUUACAUCCAUCAAUAAUAUUGAUGUACAUUAACUUUUGGAUGGAGGGCAAAAAUAAGUAUAUACGCCAACUAGAAUUAAAAGAAAAAAAUUAUUAUAGAAUAAAGGCUAGGUAAAAAGGUAAAAGCAUCAGCUCAAAUAGUUAAUAAAACUGCUAAACUACUAUUUCAUUUAACUGUCGCUGAUUAAACUUAAAAAAAAAAACUGUUAUAUCUUGUUUAUUAGAUGCUUAUUCUUGCAUCUAUUGCGAGUGUCUUAUAUCUUAUUGCUUUAUAGCUAUUAUAAACAUAUGUUGAAAAAGCCUACAUUUUCAGAAUCAACAUUUUCAAAGCAUUGUAAAAGUUCAUGUGUGCAUGGUAAAGAAAAAAAAAAUGAAUGUGUGUAAUCAUAGUGGUUUAUUAUUGUUAUUAAUGUAUAUAUCUUAUUUCUCUUUGUUGAGUUUGGACUGCUGGCUUUUUUUGCUGUAAGAUCCCAAUUUACCGUAUAAUACUUUAUAUAGAUACUCACAUCCCUCAUGCUGGAUAUAAUUGUAUUUUAUUGAGGUAGAGUUGUAGGUUAUUGGUGUAGUGGUGUUCAUUUAAAUCUAUAGUCUUAUUCUUGUUAUAAUGUUAAAUUCAUUUGUAUUUUUAUUAAGGUCACAUUUCAGUUUUUCUGAAUUUUUUCAUUUAUUUUUGUACCAAAAUAUCUUAAUAAACAAAAUAAAUACUUAAUAAAAACGAUUAAAACAGAGAUUCACAACAUGAAAAAGCCCUGUUUGUUGUGUUUUGCUUUGUUUCCCAUUGUUCCGGUUCACCCCAGUGCCAUUGAACCACAGGCAAUGUGUCAGAACAUAGGAUUAACUCCAAUAAAAAUGAACAGCACCACAUGAAAAAUAAAUCAGGUGUGGGCUAAAUUCGAAUCCAAAUAAAGGAAGUCUUUGGUCCAGGUAUGGUUGUACAGGUUAAGGCAAUGGCAGAGCAGAGGGUCGAUUCUCCAGCAGGGCAGGCCAAAUCCAGGAUGGCACCAGAAAACUGAACAGACAACACAGGUGUAAAACAAGCAACAGACUGACAAGAAAGGAACCCAACACUCUGGGAAGAAGAGAAACAAAAGACACUCAGAUAUAGGACCAGCAAUCAGCAGGAAUAAAAAGCAGGUGGCAGGAAACGAGUGAAGCACUUUUCUCUCCAUAGACUUCCAUUCAUACGCAUGCAAAUGCGUCAGACCGGGAACGCAAGCUCGUCCGACAAGUUUCACAGUUCACUGCAUUAAAAAGUUCAAGCUUGGUGAACUCUUACCCGUGACAUUGCAUCACAUGAUUGCAUUAGACCAAUCGAAGAUCAAAACAUGACCUUUCUGGACAGGAAUUUUUUAAACAUGGAGCAAUCGUUUUUGUUUGUUUUUUCUUUAUGUCUAAUCAUUUUGUUUAAUCCCGCCCCUUAAUCCAGUGACUGUCUCCACCCCAUUAUUACCUUGUUAGCCCUUAAGUAUAUAAACCUCUCUGUUUCUCA